Molecule: messenger RNA, 915 nt
Organism: Malania oleifera
Lineage: Eukaryota; Viridiplantae; Streptophyta; Magnoliopsida; Santalales; Ximeniaceae
Product: small nuclear ribonucleoprotein SmD1a
Exons: 3
Coding region: 140-613 (157 amino acids)
Biological process (GO): spliceosomal snRNP assembly; RNA processing
Cellular component (GO): pICln-Sm protein complex; U12-type spliceosomal complex; U5 snRNP
Molecular function (GO): RNA binding
Source: RefSeq, a predicted model, not a curated record
UAGAAAAAUUUUACGGCAGGUUUUACAUUUUAUCGUAUUAUAAAAAAAUUGUGCCCAAAGCCCUAAAGCCCCGUCUUCUCUGCUGGCUACCCUGGCUUUGUUUGCUUAAGCCCUACCCUUUCUCCUCCUCUCGUCAGCGAUGAAGCUCGUCAGGUUUUUGAUGAAGUUGAACAACGAGACUGUGUCUAUUGAGCUCAAGAACGGAACUGUUGUUAACGGCACCAUUACAGGAGUGGAUAUUAGCAUGAACACACAUCUGAAGACUGUGAAACUUACACUAAAGGGAAAAAAUCCUGUAAAUCUUGAUCACCUGAGUGUUAGGGGAAACAAUAUACGGUAUUACAUCCUUCCUGACAGCAUAAAUCUCGAGACAUUACUGGUGGAAGAAACACCCAGGGUCAAGCCCAAGAAGCCUACUGCUGGUACACCCAAUAAUCUUUGGCUGCAAUUCCUUGCGUUUUGGAGUCAUGUGCGUGUGGGUUUAGUGAAGUCUAUGUCCUGUCAAUAUUAUUUCAUUUUUAAUUUUAUUUUGGUCAUUUGUAUCAAUGCAGGGAGGCCUUUGGGGCGUGGUCGGGGCAGGGGCCGUGGUCGUGGACGUGGUCGAGGCCGUUAACUCAUGUUUCUUUGGUUCCAAUUUUUCUUUUUUGUGCUGGCUAUGUACACACCUGUGUUGUAGUGAAAGACUUAAUUGGAGAUUAGUUACCCAGAAGAGCAAGGAAGGAAAGGGCUGAUAUUUUGCUAAUGAAAAUUUUUAGUAGCACGUGGCUAGUGGCUAGCCAGUGCUUUCUUAGUUAAAUGCUUAGAAUGAGAAUGGAAGAUGCUGCUUCUUGGUUCCUUAUAUUUCUAUACGUUUUGUGUGUAUUUUAUGUAGGAUUCUCCCAUGCAGUUUUCUAUUGAUGAUGAGUUGAGCAGCCA